Messenger RNA from Magallana angulata, 2293 nucleotides. RefSeq names its product kielin/chordin-like protein. NCBI's taxonomy places the organism in Eukaryota, Metazoa, Mollusca, Bivalvia, Ostreida, Ostreidae. The record is from RefSeq and is a predicted model, not a curated record. The coding region runs from base 31 to 1308 and encodes 425 amino acids. Gene Ontology annotation, molecular function: peptidase inhibitor activity; protein binding. The transcript is spliced from 11 exons.
UUUUCACCUCCAGUACUUUUUUUCUCAAAGAUGUUUACUUUUCUUUCUUUUGGAUUGUCUUGCUUUGCAAUGCAGCUAGUUAUGAUUGUUGCUGAUGAUCCUCAAUGUACAUACAAUUUUAAUACGUAUAACGUUGGACAGACAUUCACGAAUACGGCGGGAAGACCUUGUGUAUGUUUACAGGACGGCAGCUACAGGUGUAAAGCAGUAACAGCGGUCAAAAAGACGGUUUUAGUCCCUAAAUGCCAGUACCUAGGAAGGGUAUACAACGCCGGUGAAAGGUUCCCAGCAGGAGACGAUUGCAACUCAUGUGAAUGCCAAGCAUCAGGGGUACCAGCAUGUACAGAAAAGAGAUGCUAUCAGGCCGCAACCUGUGUACAUUUGGGAAAGAUUUACCAACCCGGUAACACGUUUUCUCAGGGAGAUAGCUGCAAUACAUGUACUUGUAUGAACACAGGAAAAGUACAAUGCACGGAAAACAAGUGUUUUCCAGAUUGCAUAUACAAUGGACAGACAUAUAAAGCCGGGGCUGUGUUUCCCAAAGGAGAUAACUGUAACAGAUGUACAUGUAUGGUCACUGGAACUGCAUUUUGCACCAAGGAUUCGUGUGCACCGAAAUGCGACUUCAAGGGUAGACAAUACGAGGUGGGCAGUUAUUUCCGCAAUGGCUGUAAUACGUGUACCUGUGUGGAUGGUGGAGUUCUAAAGUGUACCAACAAACAGUGCAAACCAGAUUGUGUAUAUCUUGGAGAAGGGUAUAUGAGUGGUGAUGUAUUUGACAAGGGAGACAACUGCAAUACCUGUAAAUGUCUGGCUGAUGGCACCGUCCAAUGUUCAGGAAAAUCUUGUUUCUCAAAUUGUCACCACAAUGGCGUUGUGUACAGGGCCGGUCAGAGCUUCAAACCAGACAAAUGUAACACGUGCUGGUGCAUGGUCACCGGGGAUCUAAGCUGCACAGACAUGUCUUGUUACCCAGACUGUAAACAUCAAGGAAAAACCUACAAGGCCGGAGAGACCUUCCUUAAGGGGGACAACUGUAAUACGUGCACUUGUACUGUGACUGGUGACGUCACAUGCGGGAAGGAGUCAUGUCUUCCGGUCCAGACCACCACCCAGUCGUAUAUCCCACUCCCUCCUCAACCAACUCCGAAUUAUAUAGAUGUAACAGUAAGAUGCCCACACAAUGGCUAUACAUACAACGUCGGGGAGACAACUCCAUCUCAAGAUGGCUGUAACGAAUGUACCUGUCGUCAAAAUGGCAACAUGGAAUGUACAAAUAACGUUUGUAGUAAUGAUGACAGAAAAUAAACUCAGAGCGACAAUCCACGAAUAUGAAUUCCAAAGUCACUUGAAUUUUUUGAGCAAAUAUUUAUUUUUUAGUUUUCAGUUGAUGUAUAUACCUCUCAAAUUGUAUAUCUGAACUUUAAUAUAAUCAUUGUGUUUCAUUGUAUCUUUUACCAAAAAAUGUAAACAUCAUGUGUGCUCAAAAACAUUUGCUUAAACAGGGUGUGUAUGUAUGUUUAAGUAGGCAAUCGUUUUAUAAUAAAACAGUUAUACAACAUAUGCUAAUUAGUUUUAUUUCAUUGUUUAACACUUUAAUUGCAUUUAUAAGAAUAUCAACGGUUUGUUAUGAUCGUUUGCAUAGAAAUAGUAAUGCUUCAAAGCUCGUCUCCUUAUAGGACAAGCUUUUGGUACUGAAUGCGAAAAUACGUAAUGGAAACAAACAUUAUGGUUUGAUAGAAACACCUAUAAAAAGUACUUACUAAUGAAAUACAGUACAUUCUUCUGUCUCUGAAAACGCCCUCCCCUAAUUAAUAAUUACAUUUAGUGAUAUCAUUUUGUUGCCAUAAAACACACAAAAAAAACAAAAAUAUGUGAAUUGAGAUUUUUAUAUCUUACUCUUUACUUGAAUGUAAAGAAUUAUAAUUAACAUGUUUGGGUAGGCAGUUAAUAUGCAUUUAAAUAAAACAUGGUUAUUUUCCCUAUAUUCCAUCUAUUUAUUUAUUUAGUACCUUUCGUCAAAAUUUCUCUCUAGCACAGAAAUAUCUAUAAGGAAAUCUACAAGUUCUAACGUUCAUUAAAACGCACAUGCUAAUUACUUGUAAAGGAUUCACUAUCUCUUCUAUAAGCAACAUUUUUGUGAAUGAUCAGUAUUUAACUUAGUAUCAUGUAACACUUUAUUACAAGAAUAUUAUAUAUACGAAUUGUUCACGGGUGAUAUGGCAAAGGUUACUAUUGAAGAUAACAUUGUACAUACAUGUAUGAACCUAAGACUAGAAAAAGUUGUCAAAGA